Molecule: messenger RNA, 2309 nt
Organism: Trichechus manatus latirostris (Florida manatee)
Lineage: Eukaryota; Metazoa; Chordata; Mammalia; Sirenia; Trichechidae
Gene: ANKLE1
Product: ankyrin repeat and LEM domain containing 1
Exons: 9
Coding region: 1-1878 (625 amino acids)
Biological process (GO): double-strand break repair via homologous recombination; resolution of meiotic recombination intermediates
Cellular component (GO): cytoplasm; nucleoplasm
Molecular function (GO): DNA endonuclease activity; protein binding
Source: RefSeq, a predicted model, not a curated record
AUGGGCGCCGCCGCCCGACUGGCGCAAUUGCUGCGGGCGGCGCUGCGGGCGGAGGAGCCAUGGGAAGUGGAGGAGCUGUUGCGACGCGGCGCCGACCCCAACCUGCUGCUCCCGGACGGUGCAGCGGCCAUGCAUCUGGCGGCCGGGGCGCGGCGCCCGCGCGGCCUCCGCUGCCUCGGAGCGCUCCUGCGGCGUGGCGGGGACCCCAACGCCCGCUCGUCCGAAGCACUGACCCCGCUGCAUGUGGCUGCCGCCUGGGGCUGUCUCCGCGGCCUGGAGCUGCUGCUGAGCCAGGGAGCGGACCCUGCGUUGCGCGACCAGGACGGUCUCCGCGCGCUGGACCUGGCAGAGCAGCAGGGACACUGGGACUGCGCGCGCGUCCUGGGGAAGCUGGGGAUGCGAACCCGGACCCCCUCACCGACCCAGGAGCUCGAGCCCAAGCCCAGAGGCCCUGAAGAAAAUGAACUGGGCACCAGCCUCUCUGGCCUUCCAGACGUGACCUUGGACUCCACAGUACUCCAGGCCCAGCUGGGCAUAGGUGACGGCAGGCACAUGGGCCUGGAGGCUGCUCCUGGACAGCCCAACCUCCCUAAAACCCCAGAGGCUGCUGAUAAGGAUGGGAGCUUGGAGGCCCCCCUGGGGCUUUUGGAUGGCAGCUCUGAUGCCUCCUUUGUCACUGCAGUGGAGGCCUCUGGAGCUGAGGACUCAGCCCCCGACAGCCCCCCCUGGGCUAGGUCAUUGCCCCACACCAUGCAGGGACUCCUGCCUGGUGUCCGUCCCCCCCAGAGGGUGCCAAGGUCCCUGGGUGCCCCACCACUGGUGCAUGGAGCUGUAAUGGGGAACAGAGAGGCAGAACUCAACGCCUGCCUGCAGGCCCUGACUCUGUCCUCGGCAGAUGCCGUCGACUCCAUUUCCUCCUCCUCUACCUCCUCCACUCCUUGUCCAGCCCAGAAUCCUCCAUGGCAAACGCCACUGGGACUCCCCGACCCCCACUUCCUGACUGAUGACCAGACAUCCCUCGACAGCGACGUGGCUGCUCUCUGGCUGACAGAGGAUGAAGAGUGGUCCACAGAUGUCAGGAACCUCAUCCCCACUUGCUGGUCCCCACCGGUCCCCACCGUGUCUGACCUGGAGCUGCUGCGGCAACUCCGAGCUCACGGAAUGAGUCCCGGGCCCAUCACACCCUUUACCCGACCACACUACCUCCAGCAGCUGGAAGAAGCCAAGGCUGGGCCUGGCCCAAACUUUGCAGGGCACAGCCCAGAGCUGGCCAAAGCCCUGCGGACAGGGUGGAUCCCAGAUGCCCAGGCAGAAGAGGACACAUUGGCCCAGCAGUUUGAGUGGCCUGACCCUGCCAGGACGUGGCGUGAGGGUGUCGUGAAGUCUAGCUUCACGUAUCUGCUGCUGGACCCGAGGGAAACUCAAGACCUGCCAAGCCGAGCCUUCUUGCUGACUCCGGCUGAACGCCUCCAGACAUUCGUCCGCGCCAUCUUCUAUGUGGGCAAGGGUACACGGGCCCGGCCAGAUGCCCAUCUCUGGGAAGCCCUUGGCCACUAUGGGCUGCCAGGAAAACAGGCCUGCGCCAAGGUACGCCGGAUCCUGGACAUCUGGGCCAGUGGCCGUGGUGUCGUCUCCCUGCAUUGCUUCCAGCACAUGGUCGCCGUGGAGGCCUACACGCGAGAGGCGUGUCUUGUGGAUGCUCUAGGGAUCCGGAUGCUGACCAACCAGAAACAAGGGCAUUGCUACGGAGUGGUGGCGGGCUGGCCCCCUGCCCGGCGCCGCCGCCUAGGGGUGCACCUGCUACACCGCGCCCUCCUAGUCUUCCUUGCUGAGGGAGAGCGAGAACUGCGGCCUCAGGACAUCCAGGCCCGUGGCUGAGCACUGGGGAACCAGCCAUCUGGCCUGGGCAGAGAGUGGAGUGUUUAAACAUCCUGGCUGCCAUGUGCAGAUACUAGCCCCUUUCUCUGCCUCCAGAAGGUGGGGCUAGCAGAGUGGGCUCCCCCAACAGGCUGAAGGAGAACUCUGUUAGAGGUGGAAUUGCCAGGGAGGGAGUGAGCUUCCCAUCACGAGAGGUAGACAAGCAGGGAUCUAAAGGUGCUUCGGAACAUUCUGGUGCUUUUGCAGUUUGGACCUUGCCAUGUGGACAGAGUCCACUUUUAUUUGCCAGUCACAGACAGGAGCUGCUGGACCCCCUUGUGGGGCAGGCUGGGGGCUCCUCAGAGAUACACUCAGGGACUCCAUUUCCGGACCAGUUACUUAUCUGUCUGAGCCUGUUUUCUCAGUUGUACGACACGGGCAGUGAGAGGCCU